Molecule: messenger RNA, 2637 nt
Organism: Capronia epimyces CBS 606.96
Lineage: Eukaryota; Fungi; Ascomycota; Eurotiomycetes; Chaetothyriales; Herpotrichiellaceae
Exons: 2
Coding region: 1-2637 (878 amino acids)
Biological process (GO): intracellular iron ion homeostasis; iron ion transport; copper ion import
Cellular component (GO): plasma membrane
Molecular function (GO): ferric-chelate reductase activity
Source: RefSeq, a predicted model, not a curated record
AUGUACAAGCCGGUCUGCUGCUAUGCCUGCCACGACUCCCUGUCGUCUCUAUACCUCAAUUGCACCACAUUUGUGCCCAGCGAUGAUGGCGACUCCGACGGCACUGACAUGAAAAUCAAGAUCAAGCUGCGAAAACGCAUGGAUAUGGGUGGCGGCGACGAAACGGAAAUCGCCACCACCACCGACGAAUGCCGCUCCUCGAACCCGGCAUGGCUCCAAACCUUUGCCUGUUGCGUUUCUGACCGGUGUACCCAAGCCGGCGUCUCCGCUGACCGACAGGACCAGUGUUUCGCAGAUCUCGCGGCUGGAGGUCUCGUCGUUCCCAGCCUGCGUGAGGCCCUUCCGCAGCAAGCUCCGGUGGACGAGGUGGCCGAGGACGCCGGCUGGCUGAACACCACCAGCCUGGUCAACAGCAAACUCUGGGCCACGAACGAAAACACGCUGGCCAAGUUUGAGUAUUCGGAAGACAUGCAUACGACAUACUCGCUGGUCGUUUGGCUCGUCACCAUCGGCGUCUGCGUCGCUGUCAGCGGCUAUACAUUCAUCGCGCGCCACAUCUUCCUCCAACUCCCUCUCCCACGCCAGGUUUCGCGCGCCAGGGUCAUUGUCAUCAGGAAGAUUCGACAACACCUCCUUCUGCCCGCCCUGUUCCGAAGCCGUCACCUGAGCCCGCUCCCCUACAACGUCGGCUACCUCCCUGGUCGGGCAUUGUCUCUUUUCAUCGCACUGUACGUCACUCUCAACAUCAUCUUCUGCUGUGUCUCGUACCCGCUCGCCUCGCCGAACAGCUGGUACUCCACGGACCGCGACCAAGUGGCGGCGUACGUGGGGAACCGGACGGGCGUGCUCAGCUUUGCGAAUCUCGCCUUGGCCAUUUUGUUUGCCGGGAGGAACAACCUCCUCAUCUCUCUGACGGGAUGGUCGCAGACCACGUUUUUGACACUCCAUCGCUGGGCCUCGCGCGUUGCCACCGUCCAAGCUGUCGUCCACUCCAUCAUCUACACCGUCACUUAUUUCUGGGACGGCGGCGCCGCAGCAUACUACGCCGAAGCCGCCCAGGCGUAUUACUGGUGGGGGAUCAUCGCCACCGUCUCUCUGGCGCUCAUGGUAGGCCUCACCGUCCUACCCAUCAGGCUGGCUUUGUAUGAGCUUUUCCUGGUCACGCACAUCAUCCUGGCCAUCCUUGCGCUCGUAGGGUGCUGGUACCAUAUCGACCUCCGCUUUAGCAAAAACUGGGGCUAUGAGGUCUGGCUGUAUCUGUGCUUUGCCUUCUGGGCCUUUGACCGACUGGCGCGAAUUGUCCGGGUGGCCCUCUUCAAUCGUUGGGAUUGGAUUGGUCUUGGGUUGAUCAAGGGCAGGGGCGGCAAUAUUGCUCCGUCGGCUGAGGUGGAGAGGAUACCAAACACAGAUAUUGUUCAGUUGACUCUGUUUCCAGGGCGUUGGUGGGCGUCGGCCAUCAGACCCGGCAUGCACACCUUCUUGUAUUUUCCCAUGUCGGCCAAGUUCUGGGAGAGCCAUCCGUUCACGAUUGCCGAUUGGGGAUUCAUGAACGACGAGAAUGAGAAUGAGGACGAGAAAGAGUGUGGAACCCAGAGCCAUGGAAGAGCAGGUCCAGUUUUAAUCUCCGACAAGAACAUUGGCGAGGUCAAGGUGGUUGCGGGCAAAAGCAAAAGCACCACCAAAUUGACCAUCCAGCACACAGGCGAGCGUAGGUUCUAUCUACGAUUCCUCCUGCGUGUGCGGAAUGGGAGCACAAGAUCCCUUCUCAAUACCCUGACGCCAACGCCAGUACAUGUUGAAGGUGGACAAGUGACGCUAUCUCGCGACUCCUCUCGACCGGUCCCGCGCCCGAGCCACCAAGUCUUGACCGAAGGUCCCUACGCCGGCCACAUGCAGACGCUGUCGACGCUCGUCACCGCCGACACGGUGUUAUGCAUUGCCGGCGGGAUCGGAGUUACUUUCACACUGGGGUUCAUCAAGGAGUAUCUCACAUCGGCGCUGCAGGGGUCGGGGUCAUCGGACGAGGGUCCUUGCAUUGAACCCAUACCCGACAUUGGCAUAGAGUCUAUGUCUGGCAGUGGCAGGACAGGAAGGCGGCUUAUGCAACGAACUACACGCUUCGUUGUGGCAUGGUCGGCGCGAGAGGAGGGACUCAUUAGAAGCGUGGAGGGACUCAUUAGAAGCGUGGAGGCUAUGCUCGAUGCCACGGUCGCCCAACUUGAAGACCAGCAGCUUUCAUCUAGAAGGAUCGAGUUCAACGUCUGGUUAACAGGGGAGGGGAAGGGGGGGACUAAACCAGACGGACAACGACAACGAGAACCAGAUGAAGGAGAUGGAGGAGCAGAACGACAAAGAGAGGUGGAAAGAGAACGACACGGACACCGAGACAUACAAGGAGAAAAAGCCCCACCCUCUAAGCCAUAUACCUCCACUACUACUACUAUCACCAAGACCGUCACACGCAGCAACCCCAUGCCCAUCGCCGACGUCAUCGCCUCUACUCUGGAAGUCGGCCGGCGCACAGCUGUGCUGGUAUGUGCGCCUGGUGGCAUGGCGGAUGUGGCGAGGAGAUGUGUGGUGGACGCCACUGGGCGAGGAUUCAACGUGGAUCUUGUGGAGGAGGCGUUUGCUUGGUAG